Eruca vesicaria subsp. sativa (arugula) is the source of this 1688-nucleotide messenger RNA. NCBI's taxonomy places the organism in Eukaryota, Viridiplantae, Streptophyta, Magnoliopsida, Brassicales, Brassicaceae. The record is from the annotation of a GenBank genome assembly.
AAAUGUUAUCUUAUGUUUUCUGAUUGAAAGAAACAUGGUUUUGUACUUCGCAAUUAAACCGGAAGGUGGAAAACCAAACUGUAAUUCAUUUGCGUACGAUAGUUUCCCACUCUGUUUGCUAUCUAUAAAUAGUUUCCGUCUAGUUAGUAGUGAGCAUCCAUCUCGUGAUCCUCAUUUCCCGGAUCUCUCAAUUUACAUCUCCGACCCGACCCAUUUACGCGACCCGAUUCGGGUCAACCCAAAAUCCGCCGGAGACGAAAAAAAACAAAAAUAUGGAUAAGCCUAGCUUUGUAAUCUCCCCCGAAGAAGCUGAAUCCGCCGCGAACCAACUCGGCGUCUCCGUCCUCCAACUCCUCCCUUCUCUGGUCAUCCCCGCGAAAUCCUUCGCUCGUCCACCGAUCUCCAAAUUCCACGUCGGAGCCGUCGGACUCGGAUCGUCGGGUCGGAUCUUCUUAGGAGUCAAUGUGGAGUUCCCAGGCCUCCCUCUCCACCACUCAAUCCACGCGGAGCAGUUCCUCGUCACCAAUCUCACACUCAACGACGAGCGUCAUCUCCGUCACUUCGCCGUCUCCGCCGCACCGUGCGGACAUUGCCGACAAUUCUUCCAAGAAAUCCGCGGCGCGCCGGAGAUUAAACUCAAAAUCACCGAUCCGAACGUAACCGCCGCAGAUUCCGACGCCGAUGCAGACGGAUUCCUCCGCCUCGGAAGCAUCUUGCCGCACAGAUUCGGUCCCGAGGAUCUUCUCGAUAAAGACUUCCCUCUCAUCCUCGAGCAUCGCGAUAACAACCUCACGAUCUCUGAUCUCGAUCCGAUCUGUAACGGAAUCACCGAUUCCGCUGUGGAACUGAAGCGUACGGCUCUUGCUGCGGCGAAUAGAUCGUACGCGCCGUACAGUUUGUGUCCUUCGGGUGUUGCGCUGGUGGAUUGCGACGGGAAGGUCUAUAGAGGUUGGUACAUGGAAUCGGCGGCGUAUAACCCUAGCUUGGGGCCAGUACAGGCGGCGUUGGUGGAUUACAUUGCUAAUGGAGGCGGAGGAGGGUACGAGAGAAUCGUCGGAGCUGUGCUUGUGGAGAAAGAGGACGCGGUGGUGCGACAAGAGCACACGGCGAGGUUGCUUCUACAGAUUAUAUCGCCGAAAUGCGAUCUCAUUGUUUACAAUUGCCAUUGACCUUUGAGAUAACAUAUCACCAGAAAAAAAUGAAAAUAAAAAUAAAAUGGACUUUCAAUGCGUAAUUAUUUUUGGUAGCCACCAAACAAACAAAAAUAAUAGUAAUUAUUGAAACUUAAAAGUUGAAAGCGAUGCCUCUGCUCUGAUGAUAGAAUGGAUGAUGAUGAGACGUCAGAGAAUAUAAGAAGACUCUUUUAUCUUAUUUGUAUUCUAUAAUAUAUAAAUUAUUCUAAUACAUUAUUAUGGCUAUGAAUGUGGUGCAGUUAAAAUGCAGAAGAAAAGCAGGAGAGUUAACUGCAGUCCUAUCUGCAAUAUUUUAUCCAUUCAUCACUAAAAUACAGAACAAAAAAUAAAUAAUAAAAAAUGUACUGAACUGCUUGCAGAUCAAUUGUAAUGUAAAAAAAGUUCUCCUGCAAACACAGCCAAAAGCGAGGUGGCCAAAAACAGGUGACCAAUGGGUGAUUUUCCCUUUUCUUUUUUUUUUCUUUUUCUUCUAUAAAUACUACACCAACUUCCUUU